Daphnia pulicaria is the source of this 1234-nucleotide messenger RNA. RefSeq names its product cytochrome P450 4c3-like. Gene Ontology annotation, molecular function: heme binding; oxidoreductase activity, acting on paired donors, with incorporation or reduction of molecular oxygen; monooxygenase activity. The transcript has 10 exons. The coding region runs from base 25 to 1068 and encodes 347 amino acids. NCBI's taxonomy places the organism in Eukaryota, Metazoa, Arthropoda, Branchiopoda, Diplostraca, Daphniidae. The record is from RefSeq and is a predicted model, not a curated record.
GUGCCCGGCUAUCAUCGUUUAAACAUGUUGGGCAUUUCGUGGUCUAAAUGGAUGAGUCCAACAUCCCUGGCCAUGACGGCCCUGGUCGGAUUGCUGACCGGCUAUUAUGGGGUGUGGAGUCGUUCUCGUUUUGUUCGCCUCAUCGACGCUCUGCCUGGACCGAAGCCACUUCCCGUCCUGGGCAACAUCAUCGAUAUUUUGAAGUACACUGCUAAUUAUCGUUUGUGUGCUGAAUGGAUCAAACAGAACGGAUAUAUUUUCCGAACAUGGAUCGGUUACUAUCCGGUGGUUCACGUCGCUCAUCACGAACUAUUUGAACAAAUUCUUUCCCAUUCCAAACUCGUAACAAAAGUGGACGAAUACAAAUUCUUUUUGCCUGAAAACUGCCUUGCUGUAAUAGAAGGUGACAAAUGGCGUCACCGUCGCCGAUUGCUGACUCCGGCGUUCCACUUCCGAAUUCUCGAUGGAUACAUUUCUACCUUCAAUGAAAAGAGCAUGGCCUCCGCUGCCAAAAUGGAAGAAAUUCUUGGCACAGCUGAAAGCCAAGAAAUUAACAUCUUUCCGAUUAUAGUCAAGCUGACUUUCGAUGCUCUCUACGAAACUUCCAUGGGUAAGAAUACGUGGAGUGAAGAGGACACGAGUACAUACGCACAGAAUAUGGACGGAAUGGCGCACAUCUUUUUGGAACGUGCCAUCCGUAAACCGUGGCUGAGGAUCGAUUGGAUUUACAAAUUCACCUCACUGUACCGCAAACAAAUGCAGUACUCUUCUUUCUUCAACACCUUCCACGAAAAGGUGAUUCGAGAACGACGCGAAUUGCAGAGGCGAAACGCAGCAGAGAAACACUCAAGUCCUCAGCCAGUGUUGAACAAUAAUAACGUCGAUGAAGAAGACAUGCUCUCACGACCAAAAGAGAGAUUGGCCAUUUUGGAUUUAUUAUUAAAAAUAUCGGAAGAGAAUCCUGAAUUGGACGACAAGGUGAUCGGCGACGAAAUUUCCCUUUUCAUUAUUGCGGGUUUCGAUUCAUCAUCUGUGGCCAUGAAUUGGUUUCUUUACCUCAUCGCUUAACAUCCGGAACACCAGAAAUUGGUGACGGACGAAUUGGAUCUGAUUUUUGGCGAUUCCGAUCGGCCGGUGACGGCGUAGGACUUGACUCAGCUCAAAUAUUUGGAGUGUUGCAUCAAGGAAACAUUGAGGUUGUAUCCGUCCAUUCCAUUAGUGGCGCGAUACUUAA